CGAGGGAGGGGAAGAGGAGGAGCUGCCUGGCGCACGCGCAGUGCGCGCGGCUGGGGAAUUCAUGUGGAGGUCAGAGUGGAAGCAGGUCUGAGUGGGUCCAACAGAAGGAAAUAUGGCUGCCAAAGUGUUUGAGUCCAUUGGCAAGUUUGGCCUGGCCUUAGCGGUUGCAGGAGGCGUGGUGAACUCUGCCUUAUAUAAUGUGGAUGCUGGACACAGAGCGGUCAUCUUUGACCGAUUCCGUGGUGUACAGGACAUCGUGGUAGGGGAAGGGACUCACUUUCUCAUCCCUUGGGUGCAGAAACCAAUUAUCUUUGACUGCCGCUCUCGACCACGUAACGUGCCAGUCAUCACUGGUAGCAAAGAUUUGCAGAACGUCAACAUCACACUGCGGAUUCUCUUCCGGCCUGUUGCUAGCCAGCUUCCUCGGAUCUUCACCAGCAUUGGAGAGGACUAUGAUGAACGUGUGCUGCCGUCCAUCACCACAGAGAUUCUCAAAUCAGUGGUGGCACGUUUCGAUGCUGGAGAACUGAUCACCCAGAGAGAGCUGGUUUCCAGACAAGUGAGUGAUGACCUUACGGAGCGAGCAGCAACCUUUGGGCUCAUCCUGGAUGAUGUCUCCCUGACACAUCUGACCUUCGGGAAGGAGUUCACAGAAGCGGUAGAAGCCAAACAGGUGGCUCAGCAGGAAGCAGAGAGGGCCAGAUUUGUGGUGGAAAAGGCUGAGCAGCAGAAGAAGGCAGCCAUCAUUUCUGCUGAGGGCGACUCCAAGGCAGCUGAGUUGAUUGCCAACUCACUGGCCACUGCAGGUGAUGGCCUGAUUGAGCUGCGCAAACUGGAAGCUGCUGAGGACAUUGCAUACCAGCUCUCGCGCUCUAGGAACAUCACCUACCUGCCAGCAGGGCAGUCUGUGCUCCUCCAGCUGCCCCAGUGAGGCCUGCCCUGCCUGCGCCUCCUUAGGCUAACUGGACCAUAGCACUCAUGAUUCUGAACACUGCUUUCUUUCUGACCCCACCCCAGAAAUCACUGUGAAAUUUCAUGAUUGGCUUAAAGUGAAGGAAAUAAAAGUAAAAUCAUUUCAGAUCUCUAA
This is a messenger RNA of Castor canadensis (American beaver), 1087 nucleotides long. RefSeq names its product prohibitin 1 (gene Phb1). Gene Ontology annotation, cellular component: mitochondrion; membrane. The record is from RefSeq and is a predicted model, not a curated record. Gene Ontology annotation, biological process: mitochondrion organization. Lineage: Eukaryota; Metazoa; Chordata; Mammalia; Rodentia; Castoridae.